AUGGGGCUUAAGGACGAAGCCGACCGCUUAAGAUCAUGUCGUUCUGGGGCGGAUUUCGAUGCAGUCGGAGCCAUUUUCAUCUGUGUGUGGAGGGUUGUCUGGGAAUUGGCAAGCAGCGGAGGCCUCGAGAAAAGCCAGGCACGCAACUGCACCGUGCUUCAUGUCGUUUUGACCCUACUAUAUUUGCCACAAGCUACAGUAGCAGGAUGCUGUUAUUGA
This is a messenger RNA of Necator americanus (New World hookworm), 219 nucleotides long. RefSeq lists its product as uncharacterized. Bases 1 to 219 code for a protein of 72 amino acids. NCBI's taxonomy places the organism in Eukaryota, Metazoa, Nematoda, Chromadorea, Rhabditida, Ancylostomatidae. The transcript is spliced from 3 exons. The record is from RefSeq and is a predicted model, not a curated record.